AUGCAGUGGGUGCUACUUCUGUUCUUGCUCUUGCUGUGCCUUCAGUCAGGCUCCAGCGAGACGAACCCCCAAGAUGUUGCCGCACUUCAAGCACUGAUGAAGAAUUGGCGGAAUCAACCACAAAGCUGGACAGGAUCCGAUCCCUGCAAACCCUGGGAUGGAAUUUCCUGUUCCAGCGGGAGAGUGACAGAAAUGAGAUUAUCGAGCAUGAAUGUUGCAGGUACAUUAAGCAAUGCCAUAGAUCAACUCUCCGCUUUGACGUAUCUGGAUCUGUCUAACAAUCCAAGUCUUGGAGGUCCACUUACCCCAAAUAUUGGAAAUCUGAAGCAGCUCACCAUUCUGAAUUUACUUGGAUGCAGCUUCACUGGUAACAUCCCACAAGAGAUAGGCAACUUAAGACAGCUCACAUUCCUGGCCCUAAACAUGAAUCAAUUCACUGGCAGAAUACCCCCAGAACUUGGCCUUCUCACAAAUCUCUCUUGGUUGGACUUGUCGGCCAAUCAAUUGUCAGGACAAAUCCCAGUUUCGAGAGGUUCAGACCCGGGGUUGGAUAAACUUGUCGCCACAAAGCAUUUCCAUUUUAGCGAGAACCAGUUGACAGGCCCAAUGGACAGAAAACUUUUCAGUGCCAAUAUGAACCUCGUACAUGUCCUAUUUGACAACAAUAAACUUGAUGGACCAAUCCCCCCAUCCCUUGGGCUUGUCAAAACACUUCAAAUUAUCCGACUAGACCAUAACCAAUUCUACGGUGCGGUACCUGAUAGUAUCGGUAACCUGACUAGCCUGAUGGAACUGAGCUUAGCAAGUAACCAAUUGAGAGGGGCAGUGCCAGACCUCACCAAUGCAACUAAUCUCACUUAUGUGGACAUGAGCAACAAUGCUUUUGCAAGCUCAGGAGCACCAAGAUGGUUUUCGACGUCGACGGCCCUGAACACCUUAUUUAUGGAUGGUAAUGGUCUUAAUGGGACAAUACCCAACGCUCUUUUCAGCCUCCCACAGAUGCAGAGAAUAUCACUAGCUAAGAAUACUCUUGGAGGCUCACUGACUAUGACUGGUAAAAUCAGCUCAAAACUGCGGGUUGUUAAUUUGACAAAUAAUCAAAUAAUCGAUGCUAAUAACGUUGACCCAAGCUACACUGGUAGCCUAAUACUAACAGGGAAUCCUGCAUGCCUAGAAAAUAUCAAUUUCUGCACACUCAAGGAAAAACAGCAAGUGUCAUACUCUACUAGCCCAGGCCCCUGUGGUGCUAUUUCCUGCCCCACUGGUCAGUUACCAAAUCCAGAAACUUCACAGAACUGUGCUUGCACUACCCCCUUCGAGGGUGUGAUGAACUUCCAAGCACCUGCCUUCUCUGACAUGACAAGCCCCGAGUUGUUCCAACAAUUGGAGUCGACGCUUAUACAGAACCUUAGCCUAGCUCCAAGAUCAGUUGCACUUUCCGAUGUUGACUUCAGCCCAGGAGCUCCUCUAAAAUUCAGAUUGAUGUUUUUUCCAGUCAGUGAAAUGGGCUUCAAUCGCUCAGAAGUUAUAAGAAUCAGUUCUGUUUUGGCCAACCAAAUUUAUAAAGCUCCAACUCAAUUUGGACCAUAUUACUUCACAGCAAUCCCAUACUUUGCAAUCCCAAGCGGUAAAAAAUCCUCAAUGCGCAAAGGUGUAAUAAUUGGAAUAGCAAUUGCUGGCUUUGUCCUUAUUGUCGGUCUUGUUCUGGUAGCAAUAUAUGCUCUACGGCAGAAGAAAAUAGCCAAGGAGGCAGUAGAGCGGACUACUAAUCCAUUUGCAUCAUGGGGAGCAGGUGGUAAAGAUAACGGAGACGUACCACAAUUGAAAGGAGCAAGAUAUUUUGUAUUUGAGGAGCUGAAGAAAUGCACCAAUAAUUUCUCAGAAACUCAUGAGAUAGGAUCUGGAGGAUAUGGAAAGGUUUACAAAGGAAAGAUUGCGAAUGGGCAAAUAGCUGCAAUAAAACGCGCACAGCAAGGAUCCAUGCAAGGUGCAGCUGAGUUCAAGAAUGAGAUUGAACUCCUGUCCAGAGUGCAUCACAAGAACCUAGUGAGCUUAGUAGGUUUCUGCUAUGAACAAGGGGAGCAGAUGUUGGUUUAUGAGUAUAUUUCCAAUGGGACACUCAGGGACAACUUGAUGGGUAAAGGAGGGAUACAGUUGGAUUGGAUGAAGCGACUUAAGAUCGCAAUUGGGUCUGCUAAAGGCCUGGCAUACCUUCAUGAACUUGCUAAUCCACCAAUUAUUCACAGAGAUAUAAAAUCAACCAAUAUACUUUUGGACGAAAGUCUAACUGCAAAGGUAGCUGAUUUUGGUCUUUCGAAACUAGUGUCUGACACGCAAAAGGGACAUGUUUCAACCCAAGUGAAGGGAACAUUGGGUUAUUUGGAUCCUGAGUACUACAUGACUCAACAGCUCUCCGAGAAGAGUGAUGUCUAUAGCUUUGGAGUUGUCAUGCUAGAGCUAUUAACUUCCAGGCAGCCCAUAGAGAAGGGUAAGUACAUUGUCCGUGAGAUCAGGACCGCAAUAGACCAGUAUGAUCAAGAGUACUAUGGCUUGAAGAGCCUAAUUGAUCCAGCAAUCAGGGAUUCAGCUAAAUUAGUUGGCUUCAGGAGAUUCGUGCAAUUGGCUAUGGAAUGUGUAGAAGAAUCUGCUGCUGACCGCCCGUCAAUGAAUGAUGUGGUCAAGGAACUUGAGACAAUUUUACAGAAUGAAGGGGGGCCGUUGUUAAAUUCAGCAUCUUUGUCAACUGAACAUUUUGGAGAUGCAACAGGUAGAGGCCAAGAGGAACACUCUCCUAUGAAAGAUGACAGCAGCAGCAGCAGUGCUUUUGAUUACAAUAGUGUAUAUUCAUACUCAGCUGUUGAACCAAAGUAGGAACUAUGUAUUGGUUCUUGCUUAUCUCUACUCAUUGUUUUUGGUGCAUGGUCCAAGUGAAUAGGACACAAGACAUUUAUCGUACAAUAUUCAUUUUCCUAUCUGUUGAUAUAACCGAGGUGGAAUAUGUUAUAAGCAGGCACUUGCAAAUUGUUUUCUUAAGAUAUGACAGAGAGAAUGAUCUAUCGAUAAUAUCAUAACAUUCAUGACCUGUUCUUUUUCUAUCGAUAACCUAAAAUUAAAAUGAAUGAUACUCCCUCUGUAUAAGAGCGUUUAGAUCACUACUUUAGUGAUCUAAAUGCUCUUAUAUUUCUUUAAAGAGGGAGUAUCUGCUAAAAGGAAGAACAUUGUGCAUCUCCAGCAUACAGUUCCAAUCCAUCAUCAAGCCUAGAAACAUCCUUCACUGACUUGAAUCGUUCAUCCGAUUUCUGAUUUGAGUAAUUAGCGGAUGCAAUCUCAACCGUAGUUUUUUUUUCAAAACGACAAAAUGCCAUUUCACAACAUAUAUUUAACCAUUAAUGGCCACUUUUUUUAGUAAACUAAUAGCCUCUGAUUGGCCGUUGAGGUUAAUGAAUAACUGUGAAGUCUAAGGUCCUGUUGGAGUGAGGUCGUAAAGUGGUUGGCAUUGGUGGGUGGUCUGCAGAUAUAAUACAGUAUUAGUGAGAAAAACAAUUUAGUCAACUAUAUUGAUGAAAAACAAAAUUAGAAGAUGCAUUGUGACCGUGUACAUUGAAGCAUCUUUCUUAUGAUUGCAUAACCAGUCACAAAGAUAAUACUGCCUCGAUUACCAUGCACCUUCACUGCACUUUUCUUAUUGGAACAUUGGUCAAUAACUCUAGUCCCUACGUAUAAUGUCGCA
Aegilops tauschii subsp. strangulata is the source of this 3730-nucleotide messenger RNA. The record is from RefSeq and is a predicted model, not a curated record. Lineage: Eukaryota; Viridiplantae; Streptophyta; Magnoliopsida; Poales; Poaceae.